CGGACCUCAUUUUUAUAUGCAUAUUAAAUAACAAUUGCUCGAAUUUCAACAUCUUCAGUCCCUUUAAGCAUCUUUUACUCUAGAUUUAAGGUUCCUAGGCACAGCACGCGAUCUUGUACCGCAAUGACGACCGUCCAAACUUCUACCACCACCCCUUCUCUUGCCCGUGCUAACUCGUCCUCGACUGAACGAGCAGGAGCUCCAGCCUCCGCGUUCCACAAACUCGUGGAUCGCGUACGGUUCUCUUACCAUCGGAAUUAUGCCACGACUUUCGCGUCUCUUCCUCCCAUAUCCAACGACCGCCUCAAUGCCUCCUUGAACGAAGCACCACUCGAUGUCUGGUCACUCACAAAAUCCGAGAUUCUGGCAGCGGAAGAAAAAGGGAAGACGGUGCUCUACCUGGCAUAUGGGUCGAAUCUGUGUAAAGAGACGUUUAGGGGCAAGAGAGGCAUCAAGCCUCUCUCGCAGGUCAACGUGCUAGUGCCGGAACUGAAGUUGACGUUUGACUUACCGGGAAUACCCUAUUCGGAGCCUUGUUUUGCCAAUUCGGCGAUGCGAGAUCCGUCAGAGUCGAAGCCCGAGGGCGGGAGUCGUGUGGGCGGAGCAGAUUAUCACAAAGACCGCUGGCACAAAGGGCUUGUGGGAUGCGUGUACGAGGUUACACCAUCCGACUAUGCACACAUAAUUGCGACUGAGGGUGGUGGGACUGCAUAUAAGGAUAUUAUGGUUACUUGCUAUCUGCUACCCGACUCGGACACGGUUCCCUCCUCACCGUCCUCCCCAUCCUUCAAAGCCCACACGCUCUUCGCACCCGCUGCUGAUCCAGACUCCACGCAGGCCUGGGGUCUCCACACACGAGAGCGUUUCUCCCGCCCAGAUCCCAGCUACGCGCAGCCCUCCGCCCGCUACCUCAAACUCAUCACCGAUGGCGCAUCCGAGCUCUCCCUCCCUGCCGAAUACCAAUCCUACCUCUCGCAAAUCCGACCGUACACUAUCACAACAAAGAAACAGGGAAUGGGGCAAAAGAUCUUUCUGAGUACAUGGAUCCCGUUUAUAGCAUUUGUGUUUGGGCUUCAGGCUCGGUUUCAGGAUGAUAAGGGACGCAGCCCUAAAUGGCUCGAGAGGUUGAGUGGGUUGUUGUUUUUGGGGAUGUGGACGAAUUAUGAUGCAGUGUAUAAGAGGAUAUUUGGGGAUGGGGAGAGGACUGAGGGACAGGAUGAGGAUGCUAUGGGUGGGCAAGAGAAAUUAGGUAUUCUGGGAAGGAGGGAGGACAGAGUGAGUUGUGGUAUUGUUUGAAAGCGCUGGGCGGGGUUCUCAUCGUCUUGCCUGGGUAGCGCAUGCUUUGUGCGUUCUAUCCCAUACUUAUAUCUCUCUCGAGUUGAACCAAACUUAGCAUCUGCUAGUAUGGUUUCUACCUGAUUAGUCUAAUACCUGUAUGCAUGCAUGACGUCCACCCCUUCCAAGGCCUCUCUAUUAGGCUUCGACUUAGUUAGCAUCGCUUAAAAAGUU
This is a messenger RNA of Lindgomyces ingoldianus, 1509 nucleotides long. RefSeq lists its product as uncharacterized. The transcript has 2 exons. Gene Ontology annotation, molecular function: gamma-glutamylcyclotransferase activity. Bases 124 to 1296 code for a protein of 390 amino acids. The record is from RefSeq and is a predicted model, not a curated record. Lineage: Eukaryota; Fungi; Ascomycota; Dothideomycetes; Pleosporales; Lindgomycetaceae.